AUGGCUGAACUUGACACGCUGGACGUCAUCGUCCUGGGGGCAAUUUUCCUCGGGACGCUGGCAUAUUUCACAAAGGGCAAGGUAUGGGGCAUCACCAAAGACCCCUACGCAAACGCCUUCGCUGCCUCCAACGGCGUGAAGGCCGGCCGCACGAGAAACAUCGUCGAGAAGAUGGAGGAGUCGGGCAAGAACUGUGUCAUCUUCUACGGCUCUCAGACCGGUACUGCCGAGGACUACGCUUCACGCCUUGCCAAGGAGGGCAAGAGCCGCUUCGGUCUCGAGACCAUGGUUGCUGAUCUCGAGGAGUAUGACUUCGAUAACCUGGAUACUAUCACCGACGACAAGGUCGUCAUGUUCGUUCUCGCCACGUACGGCGAGGGCGAACCCACUGAUAACGCUGUCGAUUUCUACGAGUUUAUGACCGGUGAUGACGCCUCCUUCUCCGAGGGUAGCGAUCCCGCUCUCGGCAACCUUAACUACGUCGCUUUCGGUCUCGGUAACAACACCUACGAACACUACAACUCCAUGGUCCGCAAUGUCAGCAAGGCUCUCGAUAAACUUGGCGCUCACCGCAUCGGCGAAGCCGGCGAGGGUGACGACGGUGCCGGUACCAUGGAGGAGGACUUCCUCGCCUGGAAGGAUCCCAUGUGGGCGGCCCUGGCCGAGAAGCUGGGCCUCGAGGAGCGUGAGGCUGUGUACGAGCCAACCUUCGCCAUCAUCGACCGUGACAACCUGACUGCCGAAUCCGAUGAGGUUUACCUAGGCGAGCCCAACAAGAUGCACCUCGAGGGUACCGUCAAGGGCCAGUUCAACGCGCACAACCCCUACAUUGCUCCCAUCCCCGAGUCCCGAGAAUUGUUCACCGCCAAGGACAGGAACUGUCUUCAUGUCGAGGUCGACAUUAGUGGAUCCAACCUUAAGUAUGAGACCGGAGAUCACAUUGCUGUUUGGCCCACCAACCCUGGUGAGGAAGUUGAUCGCUUCCUCGACAUCCUCGAUCUUUCGGACAAGAAGCACAGUGUCGUCAGCGUCAAGGCCCUAGAGCCCACUGCCAAGGUUCCCUUCCCCACUCCCACCACGUACGACGCCAUCCUCCGAUAUCACCUCGAGAUCUGUGCCCCUCUUUCGCGUCAGUUCCUCUCUACUCUGGCCCCUUUUGCUCCCAACGAUGAAGUCAAGGCCGAGAUGAACCGCCUCGGUAACGACAAGGAUUACUUCCACGAAAAGACUAGCCCUCACUACCACAACAUCGCUCGCAUGCUGGCUACUGUUAGCAAGGGUGAGAAGUGGACCAACAUUCCCUUCUCUGCCUUCAUCGAGGGUCUCACCAAGCUUCAGCCUCGUUACUACUCCAUCUCGUCUUCUUCUCUGGUGCAGCCCAAGAAGAUCUCUAUUACCGCCGUUGUCGAGUCGCAAAUGAUCCCAGGACGUGAUGACCCAUUCCGAGGUGUCGCAACCAACUAUCUCUUGGCCCUGAAGCAAAAGCAGAAUGGAGACGCAACCCCCCAGCAGUUCAGACAGACCUUUGAGAUUGCCGGACCCCGAAACAAGUAUGAUGGAAUCCGCAUUCCUGUCCACGUUCGCCACUCCAACUUCAAGCUGCCUUCGGAUCCUAGCAAGCCUGUUAUAAUGAUCGGACCUGGAACCGGUGUCGCUCCUUUCCGUGCCUUCGUUCAGGAACGUGCCAAGCAGGCCCAGGAUGGUGUUGAGGUUGGACGAACCCUUUUGUUCUUUGGCUGCCGAAAAGCCUCCGAUGAUUACAUGUACCAGUCUGAGUGGGAGGAUUACAAGAAGGCUCUUGGUGACAAGUUUGAGAUCGUCACUGCGUUCUCCAGACAAGGCUCCAAGAAGGUCUACGUUCAGCACCGACUCAAGGAGCGAUCUAAGGAGGUCAGCGAACUGCUGUCCCAAAAGGCUUAUUUCUACGUUUGUGGUGAUGCCUCGCAUAUGGCGCGUGAGGUCAACUCCGUCCUUGCGCAGAUCUUGGCGGAAGGACGUGGAGUUUCCGAGGCCAAGGGUGAGGAAAUCGUCAAGAACAUGAGGGCAGCCAACCAAUACCAGGUACGUUUUCGUCAAGAUACGACGAAUGGUCGCUCUCCCGAUGCGAUGACGUCCGGGACUGUCCCAAAACCAUGCAUCCCCCCUCCCCCCCAAAAAGUUUGCCUGCUGACUGAUUUAUUUGCAGGAGGACGUCUGGUAGUGAAGAAGCGGUAA
This is a messenger RNA of Ilyonectria robusta, 2214 nucleotides long. RefSeq lists its product as uncharacterized. The coding region runs from base 1 to 2214 and encodes 737 amino acids. Lineage: Eukaryota; Fungi; Ascomycota; Sordariomycetes; Hypocreales; Nectriaceae. Gene Ontology annotation, molecular function: flavin adenine dinucleotide binding; NADPH-hemoprotein reductase activity; FMN binding. The record is from RefSeq and is a predicted model, not a curated record. Gene Ontology annotation, cellular component: cytosol. The transcript is spliced from 2 exons.